GCACUGUUCUAGGCACUGACAUUCAGUCUCAUUCAGUCCUCACAAAUAUGCUGUAAGGCAGGUGUGAUAGGCUGGUGGACAUGCACGAUUGGAACAAGGCUCCCUGACAUCACAUUCCUCGGAGUCUAGCUGUACAACCUUAGCUAAGUCACCUUAUCUCUUGGUACCUCAGUUUCCUCAACUGGGAAACAGGGAGGUGAUAGUGGCUUGCUUGAAGGGUUGUUAUCAAGGCUGCAUGUCAUAAGCACUGUAUAUAUUGACAUCAUCUUUGUCUUUGCAGAUAAAGUAAAGCACAGAGAGAUCAGAAUAACUUUGGCUCAAGGUUUCCCAGACAGUAAAUGGUGGUCCUUUGAUCUGACCCCAGGCAGCUUAAUUGGAGAGGCUGAGUUAGGGAGCAUACCUGUAUAUUUCAGUGAGGCCUUAUGCUGCAUACUUUGACCCAUGAGUGCUUGUAAAUUACUUCCGGUACUGCAGGAAAUCUGGUUUGCACACAAAAAAAGCCCUGUCGAAUAUUGAAAAGCAGUUUGGCUGGGCAGUAGGAGGCCUGGGUUCUAUUUCUGUCCUGCAUCAAGGGUGGGUUACCCAGCCUCUGGGGCUGGGAUUGUUUCAUUUGUCAACAAGGGGGCUGGAGUAGAUAAGCUGCUCUCUGGCUCAGAGGCCCUAAGAUACAAAGUUCCUUGAACUUGAGUGAACAAAAACAGAUACGGGAUACUUCCUGUGUAGUUUUAUUAUGAGAAUUUUAUCAAAGCCCAUUUAUCAUGUGGGAUUAUACCGAGAGCCCACUGCCUGAAGAUGACCACCUUGACACAAAAUUUUCCGGGCUCUUCUCUAGUGACCGAGAGCCUGGUCUUCCAGGAGAUCAAGCUGGCACUGUGACUUUGGGGCAGGUUACCAGGCACCUCUGUUAUCCUGAAUUGUGGAUUUCAACUUUGGCCCCUGUGAUGGUUAAUUUUAUGUCAACUUGACUGGGCCGGCCACAGGAUGUCCAGACAAGUGUUCAGACACUUCCUGGGUGUAUCUGUGAGGGUGUUUCUGGAUGAGAUUCACGUUGGAGUCUGUAGACUGAGUGAAGCUGAUUGCCCCUCCCAAUAUGGGUGGGCCUCGUCCAAUCAGUUGAAGACCUGACCAUGAAGGUUGAGCAAGUGGGAAUUCCUCUUGCCUGACUGUUGGACUGGGAUAUCAAUCUUUUACAGCCUUCAGACUCAGACUGAAAAGGAGACUACCUAAGAGGGCACUUUCCCUGCCUGACUGCAGACCUGGGAUAUUGGUCCUUUCCAGCCUUUGGGCUUGAACUGAAACUCAACUCUUCCUGGGUCUUGGGCCUGCUGACUUUUGAAUUGUAACUGACAUCAUUGGCCCUUCUGGCUCUCCGGCCUUCCACAGAUCUUGGGACUUCCAUAAUAGUGUCGUUGAAAAGCCGGGCGUCAUGAUGACAGAGCGCUUCGACUGCCACCACUGUGAAGAAUCUCUCUUUGGCAAGAAGUACAUCCUGAGGGAGGAGAGCCCCUACUGCAUUGGGUGCUUUGAGGCUCUCUAUGCCAGCACUUGCGAGGAGUGUGGGAAGCCCAUCGGCUGUGACUGCAAGGACUUGUCCUACAAGGACCGACACUGGCACGAGGCCUGUUUCCACUGCUCGCGGUGCAAGAGCUCGCUGGUGGACAAGCCCUUCGCUGCCAAGGAGGACCAGCUGCUCUGCAUGGACUGCUACUCCCACCAGUACUCGUCCAAGUGCCAGGAAUGCAAGGAGACCAUCAUGCCAGGUACCCGCAAGAUGGAGUACAAGGACAGCAGCUGGCACGAGACCUGCUUCAUCUGCCAUCGCUGCCAGCAGCCAAUUGGCACCAAGAGCUUCAUCCCUAAGGACAACCAGAACUUCUGUGUGCCCUGCUACGAGAAACAGUAUGCCUUGCAGUGUGUUCAGUGUAAAAAGCCUAUCACCACGGGAGGCGUCACGUACCGGGAGCAGCCCUGGCACCGGGAAUGCUUUGUGUGCACGGCCUGCAAGAAGCCACUGUCGGGGCAGCGCUUCACGUCCCGGGACGAGUUCGCCUACUGCCUGAGCUGCUUCUGUGACUUGUACGCCAAGAAGUGCGCUGGCUGCACCAACCCCAUCAGCGGACUGGGUGGCACAAAGUACAUCUCCUUUGAGGAGCGACAGUGGCACAACGACUGUUUUAACUGCAAGAAGUGCUCCCUCUCCCUGGUGGGGCGAGGCUUCCUCACAGAAAGAGACGACAUCCUGUGCCCGGACUGUGGGAAAGACAUCUGAAGUCCACACCGCUGACUGCUGGCGACACUCACGGAGUUAUGUACGCUCUCCUUCUCAGCCAGGCAGUAUUGUGUCUGGUCUCCACCGGCCGCGUUGAGACUCUCCUCUUGUGCUUUUCUCAGUGAUAUCCACGUUUGUUUAAACCCUUUAAUCCUUUGUACUAGUUCAGUCCCAGGGAAGGAGGAAACCCCUGUGUAAACCCUCGGUGGGAAGCUGGUUUUGGAGUUUUGUAAUCAAGCAAGGCAAAUCCAAGUGCAAAAAUCCUUUCGAAUGACAGCUUUGUAAAUGUAUCUUUCUUUCACUGCGUAUUUAAUUUUUAAGUGCAAUUAACAUGUCACGAACUCGAGUUUCCCAAACCACACGAGAUAACGCAGAGUAGGUAUUUACAAGUAUGUAACUUCCUGUCGUGUAAGCCCUAAAGCAAGAUUAUACAGCUUACAAUAAAGUUAUCCAGAACAAAA
Molecule: messenger RNA, 2730 nt
Organism: Prionailurus viverrinus (fishing cat)
Lineage: Eukaryota; Metazoa; Chordata; Mammalia; Carnivora; Felidae
Gene: FHL2
Product: four and a half LIM domains 2
Exons: 6
Coding region: 1427-2269 (280 amino acids)
Biological process (GO): negative regulation of calcineurin-NFAT signaling cascade; negative regulation of transcription by RNA polymerase II
Cellular component (GO): Z disc; nucleus
Molecular function (GO): transcription factor binding; transcription coregulator activity
Source: RefSeq, a predicted model, not a curated record